CACUGUGCCUGCCCCCAACUGCCUCACUUUCCCCGAUGGCGCAGGAACCAGGGGAGGUGGACAACAUGGAGGGCCUGCCUGCCCCUAACAACAACAACCCUGCCGCCCGCUGGGAGAGUCCGGAUCGGGGCUGGGAGCGGGAGCAGCUGGCCGCCUCCACCGCGGCCGCCUCGCUCUUUGAGUGCUCCCGGAUCAAGGCCUUGGCAGAUGAGCGGGAAGCUGUGCAGAAGAAAACCUUCACCAAGUGGGUGAAUUCGCACCUCGCCCGCGUGGGCUGCCACAUCGGGGACCUCUAUGUGGACCUCCGGGACGGCUUCGUGCUCACAAGGCUCCUGGAAGUGCUGUCUGGGGAGCAGCUGCCAAGGCCCACGCGGGGCCGCAUGCGGAUCCACUCACUGGAGAACGUGGACAAGGCGCUGCAGUUUCUGAAGGAGCAGCGCGUGCACCUGGAGAACGUGGGCUCGCAUGACAUAGUGGACGGGAAUCACCGGCUGACGCUGGGGCUGGUCUGGACCAUCAUCCUGCGCUUCCAGAUUCAAGUCAUCAAAAUUGAGACUGAGGACAACAGGGAGACGCGCUCAGCCAAGGAUGCUCUGCUCUUGUGGUGUCAGAUGAAGACAGCCGGCUACCCUGAGGUAAACAUCCAGAAUUUCACCACCAGCUGGCGGGACGGAUUGGCCUUCAAUGCCCUCAUUCACCGGCACAGGCCCGAUCUCGUGGACUUCAGCAAACUCACCAAGUCCAACGCCAACUACAACCUGCAGAGAGCCUUCCGCACAGCUGAGCAGCACCUGGGGCUGGCGCGGCUGCUGGAUCCUGAAGAUGUGAACAUGGAGGCCCCAGAUGAGAAGUCCAUCAUCACUUACGUGGUCUCUUUCUACCACUAUUUCUCCAAGAUGAAGGCUCUGGCUGUGGAGGGGAAGCGUAUUGGGAAGGUCCUGGACCAGGUGUUGGAGGUGGGGAAGAUCAUAGAUCGCUAUGAGGAGCUGGCGGCCGAGCUGCUGGCCUGGAUCCACCGGACCGUGGGCCUCAUCAGCAACCAGAAAUUUGCCAACUCUUUAAGUGGGGUGCAGCAGCAGCUCCAGGCUUUCACGGCCUAUUGCACGCUGGAGAAGCCUGUCAAGUUCCAGGAGAAGGGAAACCUGGAGGUGCUGCUCUUCAGCAUCCAGAGCAAACUUCGUGCCUGCAACCGUCGUCUCUUUGUGCCUCGGGAGGGCUGUGGCAUCUGGGAUAUUGACAAGGCAUGGGGUGAGCUGGAGAAGGCUGAGCAUGAGCGAGAGGCUGCCCUACGGGCUGAGCUGAUUCGGCAGGAGAAGCUGGAACUACUGGCACAGAGGUUUGACCACAAGGUGGCUAUGAGGGAGAGCUGGCUGAAUGAGAACCAGCGUCUGGUCUCCCAGGACAACUUUGGGUAUGAGCUGCCUGCAGUGGAGGCAGCCAUGAAGAAACACGAAGCAAUUGAGGCGGACAUUGCAGCCUACGAGGAGCGGGUGCAGGGCGUGGCAGAGCUGGCCCAGGCAUUGGCAGCCGAAGGCUACUAUGACGUCCGGCGGGUGGCAGCCCAGCGUGACAGCGUCCUGCGUCAGUGGGCCCUGCUAACUGGGCUUGUGGGUGCCCGGCGGACACGGCUCGAGCAGAACCUGGCCCUGCAGAAGGUCUUCCAGGAGAUGGUGUACAUGGUGGACUGGAUGGAGGAGAUGCAGGCUCAGCUGCUGUCCCGGGAGUGUGGGCAGCACCUGGUGGAGGCGGAUGACCUGUUGCAGAAGCAUGGACUGUUGGAGGGGGACAUUGCGGCCCAGAGUGAGCGGGUGGAGGCCCUCAAUGCCGCUGCCCUGCGCUUCUCCCAGCUGCAGGGCUACCAGCCCUGCGACCCGCAGGUCAUCUGCAACCGCGUGAACCACGUGCACGGCUGCCUGGCGGAGCUGCAGGAGCAGGCAGCGCGGCGGCGCGCGGAGCUGGAGGCCUCGCGGAGCCUGUGGGCGCUGCUGCAGGAGCUGGAGGAGGCCGAGAGCUGGGCGCGGGACAAGGAGCGCCUACUGGAGGCUGCGGGCGGCGGCGGUGCGGCAGGCUCGGCGGGCGGUGCGCACGACCUGUCUAGCACUGCGCGCCUCCUGGCCCAGCACAAGAUCCUGCAGGGCGAGCUGGGCGGACGGCGGGCGUUGCUGCAGCAGGCCCUGAGGUGCGGCGAGGAGCUGGCUGCGGCCGGCGGCGCCGUCGGCCCGGGCGCGGAGACGAUGCAACUCGUGGGGCUGGCGGAGCGCGCGGCGAGCGCCCGGCGCCGCUGGCAGCGGCUGGAAGAGGCGGCGGCGCGGCGCGAGCGGCGGCUGCAGGAGGCGCGGGCGCUGCACCAGUUCGGCGCUGACCUCGACGGGCUCCUGGACUGGCUUCGCGACGCUUACCGCCUGGCAGCCGCCGGUGACUUCGGCCACGACGAAGCGUCCAGCCGCCGCCUGGCGCGCCAGCACCGCGCGCUCACUGGGGAGGUGGAGGCGCAUCGCGGGCCAGUGAGCGGCCUGCGACGCCAGCUGGCGUCUCUCGGGGGCGCCAGUGGCGCAGGGCCACUGGUGGUGGCGCUGCAGGUGCGCGUGGUGGAGGCCGAGCAGUUGUUUGCGGAGGUGACUGAAGUGGCCGCUCUGCGGCGCCAGUGGCUGCGGGACGCGCUCGCUGUCUACCGCAUGUUCGGUGAGGUGCACGCGUGCGAGCUGUGGAUCGGCGAGAAGGAGCAAUGGCUGCUUUCCAUGCGCGUGCCCGAUUCACUUGACGAUGUAGAGGUGGUGCAACACCGAUUCGAGAGCCUGGACCAAGAGAUGAACAGCCUGAUGGGCCGAGUUCUGGAUGUGAACCAAACGGUCCAGGAGCUGGUGGAAGGAGGCCACCCCAGUUCUGAUGAGGUGCGCUCCUGCCAGGACCACCUCAACAGCAGGUGGAACCGCAUCGUGGAGCUAGUGGAACAGCGCAAAGAGGAAAUGAGCGCGGUCCUGCUGGUGGAGAACCAUGUGCUGGAAGUGGCCGAGGUGCGCGCCCAGGUGCGUGAGAAGCGGCGAGCUGUGGAGAGCGCGCCCCGCGCCGGCGGCGCCCUGCAGUGGCGUCUUAGCGGCCUAGAGGCCGCUCUGCAGGCGCUCGAGCCUCGUCAGGCGGCCCUUCUGGAGGAGGCAGCACUGCUGGCUGCGCGCUUCCCGACGCAGGCAGCGCGGCUGCACCAGGGCGCAGAGGAGCUGGGCGCCGAGUGGGGGGCACUGGCCAGCGCGGCUCAGGCUUGCGGCGAGGCGGUGGCGGCAGCAGGGCGUCUGCAGCGCUUUCUGCAUGACCUCGACGCUUUCCUGGACUGGCUGGUGCGCGCCCAGGAGGCGGCGGGCGGCAGUGAGGGGCCCCUGCCCAACAGCCUAGAAGAGGCGGACGCGCUGCUGGCACGCCACGCUGCGCUCAAGGAAGAGGUGGACCAGCGCGAGGAAGACUAUGCUCGCAUCGUGGCGGCCAGCGAAGCGCUGCUGGCCUCCGACGGUGCAGAGUUGGGCCCGGGCCUGGCACUAGACGAGUGGCUGCCGCACCUUGAACUUGGCUGGCAUAAACUGCUCGGAUUGUGGGAGGCGCGCAGGGAGGCACUGGUCCAGGCGCACAUCUACCAGCUGUUUCUGCGGGAUCUACGCCAGGCGCUCGCGGUGUUGUGUAACCAGGAGAUGGCGCUGUCUGGUGCAGAGCUCCCGGGCACGGUGGAAUCAGUGGAGGAGGCGCUGAAGCAGCAUCGGGAUUUUCUCACCACCAUGGAGCUGAGCCAGCAAAAGAUGCAGGUGGCCGUGCAGGCUGCGGAGGGCCUGCUGAGGCAGGGCAACAUCUACGGGGCACAGGCCCAGGAGGCUGUGACCCGGCUGCUGGAGAAGAACCAAGAAAACCAGUUACGGGCCCAGCAAUGGAUGCAAAAGCUACAUGACCAACUUGAGCUGCAGCACUUCCUCCGAGACUGCCAUGAGCUGGAUGGCUGGAUCCAUGAGAAGAUGCUGAUGGCGCGGGAUGGCACGAGGGAGGACAGCCACAAGCUGCAUAAGAGAUGGCUCCGGCACCAGGCAUUCAUGGCCGAGCUGGCUCAGAAUAAGGAGUGGCUGGAGAAGAUUGAGAGGGAGGGCCAGCAGCUGAUGCAGGAGAAGCCCGAACUGGCGGCCUCUGUGCGGAAGAAACUGGGCGAGAUCCGCCAGUGCUGGGCAGAGCUGGAGAGCACCACCCAGGCCAAGGCACGGCAGCUCUUUGAGGCCAGCAAAGCAGACCAGCUGGUACAGAGCUUCGCUGAGCUGGACAAGAAGCUCCUCCACAUGGAGAGCCAGCUGCAAGAUGUGGACCCUGGAGGGGACCUGGCCACCGUCAACAGUCAGCUCAAGAAGCUACAGUCCAUGGAGUCGCAGGUAGAGGAAUGGUACCGCGAGGUGGGAGAGCUACAGGCCCAGACUGCGGCGCUUCCGCUGGAACCCGCGAGCAAGGAGCUGGUGGGCGAGCGGCAGAACGCGGUGGGCGAGCGCCUGGUGCGCCUGCUCGAGCCGCUGCAGGAGCGCCGCCGCUUGCUGCUGGCCUCCAAGGAGUUGCACCAGGUGGCGCACGACCUGGACGACGAGCUGGCAUGGGUUCAGGAGCGGCUGCCACUGGCCAUGCAGACAGAGCGAGGCGACGGCUUACAGGCGGUCCAGCAGCACAUCAAAAAGAACCAGGGAUGUGUCAUCAGUGGAGGUGCUCAUCAACUACCACCAGGGCCUGAAGACUGAGCUGGAGGCGCGGGUGCCUGAGCUGACUGCCUGUCAGGAGCUGGGGCGAUCUCUGCUGCUCAACAAAAGUGCCAUGGCUGACGAGAUCCAGGCACAGCUGGACAAGCUGGGAACCAGGAAGGAGGAGGUGUCGGAAAAGUGGGACCGCCAUUGGGAGUGGCUGCAGCAGAUGCUGGAGGUACACCAGUUCGCCCAGGAGGCAGUGGUGGCUGAUGCCUGGCUCACAGCCCAGGAGCCAAUUCUCCAGAGCCGGGAGCUGGGCAGCAGCGUGGAUGAGGUGGAGCAGCUUAUCCGGCGACACGAGGCCUUCCGAAAAGCGGCUGCAGCCUGGGAAGAGAGAUUCAGCUCUCUGCGGCGCCUGACCACGAUCGAGAAAAUCAAGGCGGAACAGAGCAAGCAGCCGCCCACCCCGCUGCUGGGGCGCAAGUUCUUUGGGGACCCCACGGAACUGGCGGCCAAGGCGGCGCCCCUGCUGCGGCCAGGGGGUUAUGAAAGGGGCUUGGAGCCCCUGGCCCGCCGGGCCUCGGACACGCUGUCGGCCGAGGUGCGGACCCGGGUGGGGUACGUGCGCCAGGAGCUCAAGCCUGAGCGCCUCCAGCCGCGCAUUGACCGGCUGCCGGAGAUCCCGGGGAGGGUGGAGCCCGCAGUCCCACCGGCCGCACCAGAGGACGCGGCGGAGACCCCCGCGACCCCCGUGGCCCCUGUGGUGGCGGAGCAGGUCCGGCCACGGCCGGAGCGCCAGGAGUCAGCUGAUCGCGCGGAGGAGCUGCCCAGGAGGCGGCGGCCCGAGAGGCAAGAGUCGGUUGAUCAAUCCGAGGAGGCUGCGCGGAGGCGGCGGCCGGAGCGGCAGGAGUCAGCGGAGCACGAGGCGGCACACAGCCUUACCCUGGGCCGCUACGAGCAGAUGGAGCGACGGCGCGAGCGGCGUGAGCGGCGCUUGGAGCGGCAGGAGUCCAGCGAACAGGAGAUGCCCAUCAGAGGAGACCUGGUCAAGGGGAAGGCCACCCUGGCUGACAUUGUGGAACAGCUGCAGGAGAAAGAGGCAGGCCCAGGGCUGCCUGCUGGGCCGUCGCUGCCUCAGCCACGCGAGCUUCCCCCUGGCCGCCUGCCCAACGGGCUUGAGCCGCCCGAGCGGACACCUCGGCCGGACCGGCCCCGGGCGCGGGACCGGCCCAAGCCGCGACGGCGGCCGCGGCCCAGAGAGGGUGGUGAGGGCGGGGGAAGCCGGCGCUCGCGCUCCGCCCCGGCCCAGGGCGGCUCCGCCCCCGCGCCUCCGCCACCGCCCACUCACACAGUGCAGCACGAGGGCUUCCUACUGCGCAAGCGCGAGCUCGACGCUAACCGCAAGUCGUCCAACCGGUCGUGGGUGAGCCUAUACUGUGUGCUUAGUAAGGGGGAACUGGGCUUCUACAAGGACUCCAAGGGCCCGGCAUCCGGGAGCACACACGGCGGGGAGCCUCUGCUCAGCCUGCACAAAGCCACCAGCGAGGUGGCUAGUGACUACAAGAAAAAGAAGCAUGUCUUCAAGCUCCAGACCCAGGAUGGCAGUGAAUUUUUGCUCCAGGCAAAAGAUGAGGAGGAGAUGAAUGGCUGGCUGGAGGCUGUGGCUGUCUCGGUGGCGGAACACGCAGAGAUCGCCCGCUGGAGCCAGACACUACCCACUACUUCAUCCACAGACGAGGGCAAUCCCAAGAGGGAAGGCGGAGACCGCAGGGCCAGCGGGCGCAGGAAGUGACUUCCCACCCCCAUGGCCUGACACAUCUCGUCGCCCCUUUUUUCCGCACUGUGGGCACAAAGACACUUUUUUUUUCCACAGGGGCGGGAGCCCCUAGUCCCAACACUGAGGACGUGUGACCUGGUGGGCACUGGAAAGGAGGGGACUUCUCCUGCACCCCAAGAAUUGGUGGGGAGAUCGCUGCCCCUAUAGCCAUAUCUCGGCCCCUUCCCACUCACCACCCCCACCCCAGGUGCUGGGGCUCCCUUAUUUUUAUGCAAUAACUGAGCUUGAUGGGGGUGGGCAGGGGGCCAGUUGAGCCAAGCCCCCUGCCCCUAUCUGCAGAUCCUGCCCCAAGAAGCUGGGGUGGUGGGGGCGAUAAAUCCUGCCCCCCUUUCCGCCCUAGGGAUGGGCACGGGGGCGCUGGUGAGGUCCCCUGGACCAUCCAGGGUGCUAGGGGGUAGGGAGGGGACACCCCCUCCCCGCCUUUACCUCACUUCCAAUGCUGCCUUGAUCUCUGUCUGGGAGGGGGGAGUGAAGGGGCCCUAACCUCUGCACUCUGCCGCCUCAGAGCCAUGCGGUUAAUUCCUGACUUAGUUUAUUUUUGCAAAACGUCGAUCUCCUCCUCCCCCGCCCCGCAUCCGCGAAGGCUUUUAAUGGGAGGGGCGUCAAAGCUCAAAACUGUCUUCCUCUCCCCCCCCCCAGUUGUAAAUGCCACUACAUGAGGGGAGGGGCGAGGGGAAGCCCUCCCCCUGCAUGCUUCUGGCUGGAGCACCUCCUUGGGGAGUCGGGGACCGGGUUGUGGGCAGCCCCCAUGGCCGCCUGGAGAAGCCGCUGAGGCCCGGGAGUGUGCGGCGGUGUGGCGGGCGCACACUGUAUGUACCUGUAAUAAACCCUUUGGCUUUGA
Callithrix jacchus (white-tufted-ear marmoset) is the source of this 7369-nucleotide messenger RNA. Lineage: Eukaryota; Metazoa; Chordata; Mammalia; Primates; Cebidae. The record is from RefSeq and is a predicted model, not a curated record.